AUGAGCCUGCCGCGGGCGGGCGACGAGUCGCCGCCGCCGUCGCCGUCGUCGUCCUGGCUGCCGAGCCACGUGCAGGUAGCGGUGGUGCAAGCGCGGGGGCUGCGGGCCAAGGGGGGCCCGGGCGACGCCGCCUUCGUGACGCUGCAGCUGGGCCGGCAGAAGCACCGCACCGCCGUGGCCGCGCAGAAGGGCGGCUGUCCGCGCUGGGCCGAGCAGUGCACGCUGGAGCUGCCCCCGCCGCCGCCGCCAGCCGCCCGACCGGCCCCGCCGCCCGACCCUGACCCGCAGCUGCUGCAGCUGGUGGUCUGGCAGCGAGCGCUGGUGGGCCCGGACCGCUUCUUGGGCCGCGCCGCCUUCCCGCUGGCCGCCCUGCUGCAGGACGGACGCUCCCACCCGGACCG
Pseudonaja textilis is the source of this 401-nucleotide messenger RNA. Lineage: Eukaryota; Metazoa; Chordata; Lepidosauria; Squamata; Elapidae. The record is from RefSeq and is a predicted model, not a curated record.